Molecule: messenger RNA, 7623 nt
Organism: Hyphopichia burtonii NRRL Y-1933
Lineage: Eukaryota; Fungi; Ascomycota; Pichiomycetes; Serinales; Debaryomycetaceae
Gene: UTP20
Product: Utp20p
Exons: 1
Coding region: 1-7623 (2540 amino acids)
Cellular component (GO): nucleolus; 90S preribosome; small-subunit processome
Source: RefSeq, a predicted model, not a curated record
AUGUCUCUGAAGCAUAGCAAGGUCAAGAAGACCCAGUCCACGAGAAGACAUGCGUUUGCGUCUUUCCGUGAACGAGUGGACUCAAUGAAAAUUGAGCCCAGUCUCAACUUGACUAAAAGAGUCCAUGAUUUUGUCGAAGUAUCCCAUUUCCUUACUACUUUAAACCAUUGGAAAGAAGUUAAUGUUAGUGGUGAUUUCACCGAUUUCUUAGACGAAAUCGAAUCCUUGGUCCAAACUUUGCCUCAGCUCUUAUACUAUCAAAAUAAAGUAUUUCAAUCUUUGGUGAAACAUAUAAAAAUUAAUGAUGCAAAUUCAAUUCAACCUUUAUUAGAAUUAUUAUCCCAGUUCAUUCAUGACUUGGGCCCGGAUUUUCUACCCCAUUAUGAAGAAUAUUUGAAACUAGUCACCGAUUUAGCUUGCUCAGUUAACCCAAAUGAUUUACAAAAUAAUAAAAACUCCUCAAAUAUCUUGGAAUGGUGCUUUAACUGUUUGGCAUUCUCUUUCAAAUACUUAUCGAGAAGUUUAGUUAAUGAUUUGAUUCCAACUUUUGAAAACCUUUUACCAACCUUAUCUUUAACUAAAAAAACUUACAUCUCAAGGUUCUCAGCUGAAGCUUUAUCUUUCUUGAUAAGAAAAUCUAAAUCCGAUUCCUUAGAUUCAAUGAUAACUUAUUCUUUCAAUAAUCAGAUUGAUCUCAUCAUUAAUAAUCAAAGCUAUCGUGAAUCCUUGGUCACUUUAUACGCAGAAUCAAUGAUGAGCACUUCCGGUAAUUUCCAUUCAAAAUCAUCUCUUAUUCUAUCUAAAUUAGUUGAUCAUUCAUUAUUAUUAAAUGAUUCAAAGGAUUCAUUAUCAAAGGGCUCAAUCAUCUCAAUAAUUUGUGAUAUCAUCUUAAACUUAUUCAAUCACGGUAAUCCUGACGCUUGUGAUAAAUUCUAUAACUUAAUCAUAAAUUAUCUUAAUGAGCUUCUUGAUAAAGAUUUAAACUUACAAUUAUUGCUUUCAGUUUCCCAAAUCUUAUCAACUCUUUCAUUUGCUGAGUCGGGUAAAAAAAUUAAAUCAUGGAAUCCAAUCAUUUCCGUAUUGAUUAAACUAAUCAAUAAAAUUCAAAAUUCAUCCCAUGAAAGUAAUUCAAGCUUGUUGAACUCCUUGGUUUAUAAUUUCAUCAUCUUAUUCCGUAAUGGUAAUAAUCAAGAAAUUACUAGAUUUCAUAAAACUUUAUUCGAUUCAAUUAUUUCUUUGAAUAAUGCUAGUCAUUUCCUCGUCUUUGCUGAUUCAAACUUAUCCAUAUCCGAAUCAAAAUUAUUAAGCUUUGGUAUUGCAAAUCACAUUCAAAACUUCAUUAAUAAAUUGUCUUCCAAAAAUUUCCAGUCAUUCGACAAUUUGAAAAAAUUGGCAUUUUUCUUAAAUAGGUUAUCUGCAAAAGAGUCAACCUUACUUAAUUCCAUUAUAAUCCCUCAUGAAGUCCAAGAUGUUAUAAUAUCCGAGUUGGAAUCAUUUUCAAAAAUUGCCAGUCAUGAUGACCUCCUAGAAAUUUAUUGGAGAAUUCUGGUUUUGAAAUAUAAUACUAAAUUCGUUAAUUUACCAACUCAAUAUUUUAUUAAAUUGAUCAAACAAUUAUUCAAUGAAUCAUUUAAAUUAGAUUCUAAACUUUCUCAUGAUUUAAUCGGUAUUACCAUUGAUUUACUAACCAUGUCAUUAUCAAUAAAUUCAAAUCCAAAACUUUCAAAUGAAAUCUUCGAUAUUGUUUUACUCAGUAAUAAUUUCUCCCGUUUUAAAGAAUCUCCAAUAUUAAUGAAUUCUUUAAAAAACUUUAUAUCCACUUCUCAUGCUUCCUUAGGUGAUAAAUUAAGUUUAAUUGCAAAUGCUACCAUUAUCUCCGUUUCCGAUAACCUUUCUUCUCCUAACCCUAAAGCUCGUUUAAAUUCAAUUGAAUUAAUGAUAAAAUUAACUAGUACCGUUCAUAGUUCUGAUGAAAUCUCUCCUAUUUUACAGCAAAUCCAAAUCAUAGAACAAAUUCCUUUGACUAUUUCCAAUUCAAGAGAUUUGGAACUAAGAAUUAGAAAUUUAGCUAAUACUUUUAAAAGUUUAGAAUCUCCUCUGGAUAUUGAAAAAAAAUCAAUCUCAAAUUACAUGAUUGGUCUUUUAACCAAUAAGUUUAAACCUUGUUGGGAUGGGGUCUAUAAAUCACUUCCAUUCAUUUCAGAAUCAUGUUCCCAAUAUCUUUGGAGCUUGUUUUCAUAUCUUCUCAAGUUUGACUUUAAUUCUCAAGAUUCAACCUAUUGCGAUUUAACUUCAGUCUUUGAUGAUAAUGAUGAAGGCUCAUUAGCAGAUUGGCAACCUAACAAUUAUAGAAUUCACGAUAACUUCAAACAUAUAAAUGAUGAAUUUCUUUCAAAAUAUCAGAAUGCUACAGUCUCGAUUAUGGACUUCGCUCAUGAAUUAAGAGGCGAUUCCCUUUACGAAUACAUGUUACGUUCAAGAGUUAUCCAAUCAUUGUCUGUGGUUCCAUCAAUUGCAGAAUCCAGAUCUGAAGAAUUGGUUCCUUUGGUGUUGAAGAAUAAUGACGAAAAUGAUAAUGACGAAAACUCAAACUCCCCACAUUGGUCGGUAAAAGAUCGUACUUCAUUAAUUUCUGUCUUUAGUAAGUUCAAGAAUUUGAAUAAGAUCCAUGAUAGAGAUGCUUUCAAAGCUCACAUCAUGGACAUGCUUAGUCAUAGACAAAGUCAAAUGCAAGAAGUUGCUUUGGAUGUGCUUAUGAACUGGAAAAUUCCGGGUGUCAAUAAGUAUAAAGAUAAUUUAAAAAAUUUGUUAGAUGACACCAUAUUCAGAGAUGAAGUUACAAAGUUGGUUGUUAAGGGGUCCGACUCAACCAUUGAAGAUCAAGAUUAUCCAACAGUUGUCCCAGUUAUAUUAAGACUUUUAUUCGGUAGAGCUCAGGGUGCAUCAAAAACAACUAGUAAGAUUGGUAAAAAAUUUGCCGUUUUUUCUGUUCUACCAAAUUUCCCUGAUCAAUAUAUUAAGGAAUUCUUAGAAAUUGGGUCAAGUAGAACCAGUUACGAGGCCUACUUCAGUGGAGAUUUGGAUUUAGACUCUGUUGAUUCUUUCGAAAUAAGAAGAAUCUUGGGUUAUGUCCAUCUUUUGGAAGAAGCUUACGGUUCUUUAGGUUAUAAAUAUAAAGAAGUUUUGGAAUCAACGAUUCAGCCUUUGCUUUUUUCAUUAAUCGUGGCCCAAGACAAGAUUGAUAAAUUAAAGGGUGAGGAAGAUAUUAUAUUUGUCAAGAGUAUUCGUUCUAUAAGACAGAAUGGUCUGAAGUGCUUUGAAACCUUAUUCAAAUUAUUAGGACCAAAAUUUGAAUGGGAUCAAUAUGUUGGGUUGAUUUAUAACUCAAUCAUCAAAGCAAGGUUAGAAAAGUUUUCUGAUGAAAAUAUCCAACAACCAUCUUCUGUAUUGAAAAUAAUACUUGGUUGGAUAGAAUCGGAUAACGUUAAUGAAUUCUUAUACAUAGAUGAUUUCGCUCCAGUUAAAGCUGUGGUUUCUUUGUUAUUCAAUCAGCAUUUGAAAGAAUCAGUACUUUCGGUGGUCUUAGAAUUUUGUAUCAAGGCAUUAACAAGAAAUAAAAUUGAUGAUGAUAGAUACUUUACUCUUGCUGCCAUCUUGGUUGAUUCAUUGCUUCAAAAUCUACCAAGUGUUAUUGAAAAAACAACUGAUCGUGAUACUAAUUCGAAAGCUAUUCAUAUUCUUCUUUUGAUUAUUGAAGGUAAUUACAUCGAUGAAGAUUCUACAAGAUCCUCCUUAUUGAAUUCUUUAACUUCAGCGUUGGAUAAACCUCAAAGUCAAGUUAUUUCAAAAGAUAAAACUAACAUUCUUCUUUCCUUAUCUGCUUUGAUCAAUGAAUUUGACUGUUCAUUCGAUGAAUUGUCAGGUCUCUAUAAAAGUGUAUCAAAGGCUUUCAGAGUUUAUAGUGACCGCUCAAUCCGUCAAACAUUAGUCACUGUGGUUCAAAGUAUUGGUAACAAAUUUGUUGAUUAUCAAGUUGUGGGUGAAUUACUUGAUGAUUUGAAUGCAAAUUCUCCAAAGCGUAUUGAAGAACCAGAUUUCGAAAGACGUUCAAGCGCAUUUAAAACUAUCAAUGAAGAUUUAUACAAGACUUUCUCCACUGACCAAUGGUUUCCUAUAAUUAAUUGUGCUUUAUUUUUCAUCAAUGACGAGCUUGAAUUGGCCAUAAGAACAAAUGCAGCAUUUACUUUGAAACGUUUUGUUGAUUGUUUUUCAGAAAAAGAAUCUAUUGAAGCAGCAAGUAAAUUCAUACAUUCUUUCAAAGACACAGUUUUGCCCCAUUUACGUAUCGGUAUUAGACAUCACAACCAAGAUGUCCAAUCUGAGUACAUUGGAUUGCUUUCCCAUAUUGUUGAACAUAACAAAUAUUUGCCGGAGUUUGAAAAUAUGAAGGUAUUAUUCGGUGAGGAUGAUGAAUCAAAUUUCUUUGAAAAUAUCACACACAUCCAAUUGUUUUCCCGUCAAAAGGCUAUUAGGGAUUUAGCAGGAUUGAGAAAUGAAUUAUCUGGUAGUAACAUUUCACACUAUUUAUUACCGAUUGUCGAAAGUUAUGCUGUUGCUAAGGAGGAAAAGUUUAGAAAUAUUUCUAAUGAAGCUGUUGUCACUAUUGGCUUAUUGUGUACUUGUGUUACAUGGACUCAAUACAAAGCCUUGUACAGAAGAUAUCUUGCAGCAUUAAAAAGUUCCAAACCUGAAGAACUAAAAGUCAGAGUAAAUAUCAUUGUUUCGGUAUCUAAAUCCUUAUUAGAUUCAACUAAUUCCAGAAAAGAGGGUAAGAAUGACGAUAUUUUGAAAGAUUUUCCAACAAAUCAAUUAGAAGUUGAUACAUAUAUCACUAAAGAGUUAUUCCCAUCUAUAUUAAAAGUUUUGAAUGUGCGUGAUGAUCAGACCAUUGUUGCUCGUGCUCCAUUGGCAGAGGCUUUAACUUGCCUUAUUAUGUGUAUUACAGAAGACCUUAUAGAAACUGAAUUACCUGGUACUUUGACUAGUACUUGUCAGGUCAUGCGUUCUCGUUCUGAAGAGUUAAGGGAUGCUGUUAGAAAGAGUUUAAGUAAAAUAGUGACAAUUCUUGGUGCUAAAUACUUCAAAUUUAUUUUACAAGAAUUAAAAACAGCAUUAUCAAGAGGUUCCCAAAUUCAUGUUUUGAGUUUCACAGUUCAUCAUAUGUUGGUACUGAUAUCACCAAUUUUAGAACAUGGUGACUUAAAUGACUCAGCUGGGCUUCUUGUUGAUAUAAUCAUGGAGGAUACUUUUGGUGCUGCUGGUCAAGAGAAAGAUGCUGAAGGUUAUACCAGUAAAAUGAAAGAAGUUAAGCAUAAAAAGAGUUUUGAUUCUGCUGAGAUCUUAGCUUCUAAUAUAAGUUUAGAGAACUUCAGUUUCCUCGUUCAUCCUUUGAAACUUCUUUUGAGUGAAAAUGUUUCUUAUAAGACUGAAAAUAAACUAGAUGAAUUAUUAAAAAGAUAUGCAUUGGGAUUAAACCAUAACUCUUCUUCGAGUACUAAAGAAAUAUUAGUUGUUUGCUUUGAACUUUACAAGCAAUCUGCAAAAGAAUCUGAAGAUAGACCAUUCAAAGGCAAGAAAAUUAGUGAAUCCGAGGAACACUUUUUGGUUCAACUCAAUGCUAGGCCAUUAAAAAUGCAAACCAAGAAUAAUCAAUAUAUCUGUACUUUACAAAAGUUCUCUUUAGAAUUAUUGAGGGUUUCUAUCACGAGAAAUGAUGCUUUACUUACAGUUUCUAACCUUGAAGGAUUCAUACCUAUUCUUCAAGAAAGUUUGAACUCUGACAAUGAAGGUGUUUGUAUAAGUUCAUUGAAGGUUUUAAAUAUCAUUGUUAGGCUUUCCUUCUCCGAAGAUAUUGAUGAAAUUUUCAAGUCUUGUGCUGCUAAGUCUUUGGAUAUCGUAAAGGAUAGUCCAUCCACAAAUUCAGAAAUUUGUCAAAGUAGUUUGAAAUUUUUAGCCACAAUCAUCAGACAUAAGCCAAAUGUUGAAUUAAGUGAUGCUGCAAUAAGUUAUGUAUUGGAACGAGUACUUCCUGACUUAGAAGAACCAAAUAAACAAGGUCUUGCGUUUAACUUUUUAAAGGCUGUUGUUUCUCAGCAUAUUAUGAUACCUGAAGUAUACGAUGUUAUGGAUAAAGUUGCCAAAAUUAUGGUGGUCAAUCAUUCUAAAGAAAUCAGGGACAUGUCUAGAAGUGUCUAUUUCCAGUUUUUAAUGGAAUACGAUCAAGGAAGAGGUAAAUUGGAAAAACAAUUCAAAUUCCUUGUCAAUAACUUAGGGUAUGUAACUCAAGCUGGUAGACAAAGUGUUAUGGAGUUGAUACAUUCAGUCGUUUUAAAAUCUGGAACAGAAUUCCUCAAAAAAUUGGCAUCUAGUUUCUUCGUUGCUCUAGCAAAUAUUGUUGUCAGUGAUGAUGUUGCUAAGUGUCGUGAAUUGGCCUCUACCUUAAUUUCAAAUAUCUUUAAAAAAUUGGGUACCUCCAAUUUAAGUAAUAUUGAAGCUUACGUAAAUGCAUGGCUCACCCAAUCCUCAAAUGAUUUAUUGAAGAGAUGUGGUUUGAACAUCUAUAAGAUCUAUAUUGGUGAAUUCGGCGUUGGAUCAAACAAACGCCUUGAUGAUGUUGCAAAAGAGACCAUUGAAAUUACUUUGAAGAAAUCUAGAAAUGCAAAUGAGGAUUCUUCUGAUACAUUGUGGGAAGAUGUUUAUAUAAAUUUGAGUGCAUUCAAUUCGAUUUGUUCCAAGUUAAGAGAGGAGGUUUUCAAGGAAAAGUAUGGUGAUAUCUGGGUAAGUGUAAUCGAAGUUUUGUUAUACCCUCAUUCAUGGGUCAGAUUGAUAUCUUGUCGUUUAGUUGGGCUUCUCUUGUCUAACUUGGAUAAUUUAGAAUUCGAAAUAAGCGAUUAUCAAAUUCAGACCAUAGCUUACAGACUUUUGCACCAAUUGGGAGCACCUUCAGUUUCAAAAGAAUUAGGAACUCAGAUUGUGAAAAACUUGGUUCUUAUUGUGAUGAGAUGGGAAUCAAACAAGACAUUAUUUAUUCACAACCAAGACAAAGUAGCUGAUACAGAUGAAGAACAAACCAGAUUCAAAUAUGCUUCUGAAUAUAUGGUUUCCCGUGUAUGUGCUAUUAUGAGACAAGAAAGAAACUUCAAAGAUGCAUAUAUCUCUAAAGUUUCUGCAAUUCAAUUUUCAGCAAUGCUAGUCCAAAUUAUGGACGAAAAUAAGAUAGCAGAAGCUGCUGAGAAAAUUUUGCUUGGUUUAUAUAACUUUACUGAAUUAGACCCAAGUAGAAGUGAUGAAGAUGCUAAAUUAGUUGAAUUAACUACUGAAUGUAUGCAAAUCAUUGAAAAUAAAAUGGGUGUAUCUGACUACACCGCCAUUUAUUCGAAAGUUAAACUGCUUGUUAACUCUAGAAGACAAGAGAGAAAAACAAAAAGAGCACAAAUGGCUCUUAAUGCUCCUGAUGUUGCAGCCAAAAAGAAGAUGAAGAAACAUGAAAGAUUUAGAGAAAAAAGAAAGCAUGUUAAGGACGAGAAUGGCUACUACCGUGCUAAGAAGAAGAGAACAAUUUAA